GCGACGCUGGUCACCACUGCUACCUCGACAAUCCUGUAGAGUUCAAUCAGGUGGUCGAGGCAUUUGUCAAGUAGUCCUCAUGAUACAUGGGCUGUUGUAAGUUGGGACUGUAGAUAAGGUGACUGCUCAGAUUCAGGUACGCGACUUCCCCGACUUAUCGCGACUCCAAACCGCAACCAAGGCACAACCUCGAAAGCAGUACUCUCACCUGCAUCUGCAUCCAAUGCAAGUUAUGGACUUCUUCAGACUGGUCUAUAGCAUCCUUCAAAGCAAUCUCACAAGCUUUGAGCGGACGGAACUCUGGAUUUCCCGAACAUGCCUGACUCUAUCUAUCCUCAUCAUUGCACCCACCUUCCUCCUCAUGGUUUGCGACCUUCUUCUCUGGGUCUUUCGCGCAUCAGAAGUACAAGAAAGGACUGGCGAACUUGUGUCCAAGACGCGCGAGGGCGUCUCGACACUGGUUCGCAAAAAGAGCGGCGGUACAAAAGUCGAGCCGAAGAGCAAGAAGGAGAGACGGGAUAGUGCCUCCUCGAUGGAUUCGCUCAUGAGCAGCACUUCUUCUACCACUGGGCUGCGCGAGUUGGGCAAAUUGACGUCGAGCGUCAGUGAGUCGCAAGCACAGGCGAGGCAACGCAAAGGUGUGCCAGACAAGACGGAAGCAGCAGUGCCAACGCAAGGAUAGAGAAGGCCUGCCUCGUAAAGCAAGGCUUCUGAUUACGUCUUAUGAAAUACAC
Protomyces lactucae-debilis is the source of this 734-nucleotide messenger RNA. RefSeq lists its product as uncharacterized. NCBI's taxonomy places the organism in Eukaryota, Fungi, Ascomycota, Taphrinomycetes, Taphrinales, Protomycetaceae. The transcript has a single exon. The coding region runs from base 224 to 682 and encodes 152 amino acids. The record is from RefSeq and is a predicted model, not a curated record.